Molecule: messenger RNA, 453 nt
Organism: Paramuricea clavata
Lineage: Eukaryota; Metazoa; Cnidaria; Anthozoa; Malacalcyonacea; Plexauridae
Source: the annotation of a GenBank genome assembly
AUGGUAGUUAAACUGGCAGAGUUCUAUCUGUCAGGAUGUAGCGGUCAUUUGUUUAACUGGUUUGGUGCACCUUAUACAUUUGUUAUUUAUCUUGGAGGUGAUGGCGCACCAUUUGGAAAGGAUGACACUUCAUGUGCAUGGUUGAUUAGUUUUCUAAAUAUCGAGAGAGGGGUAUUAAGCAGCAACCAGAAUUAUUUACUUUUUGGGGCAAACUGCAGUGAAAACUGUAUUCCUGCUCAACGGUUUAUUAAGUUGCUUCUAACUGAUAUAUAUUCCCUUGAGAAGGAACCAAUAAGCUGCACUCAUGAUGGUAAACAGGUAAUGGUAAGAUUUUCAAUCGGUGAACUCACGAACGAUAUGAAAAUGAUAGCAUUUUUGGCAGGGGAAUUAAGUAAUAGUGCGAAAUACUUCUCGUCAUUUGCUGAUGCUGAAAAUAUUCUGAAUUAUUGCUGA